Molecule: messenger RNA, 1176 nt
Organism: Gongylonema pulchrum
Lineage: Eukaryota; Metazoa; Nematoda; Chromadorea; Rhabditida; Gongylonematidae
Source: the annotation of a GenBank genome assembly
GUGAGCUGUACGGAAGAUUACCGGCUGGGCUGGCCAGCGCUCGGGCAGCGUGAGCUCGGCACGCUUCACGCCGAACUAACGAUGAAUGCCGCCGGCGUUGCCCGCGCACACGUACAGCAAUUGCCUUUCAAGCGACACACAACCAUCGUUUUCGACCAUUCUUCGCAAGAUCACAUCUCCGGCAAGAAUGCUUCUCCUCAGCAUGCCAGACAGAUCAUUGGCGAACUGUGCGGCGCGCAAGAUCGCGUUGCUCCUGACGCUGCUUCUCACUUCGCCGACUUAGUGAAUCAUCUCCGCGGAUUAUCUGCUACGGAGAUAGUGUCCGUUUCCAGCCCAGGAUGCGGUGCAUUCGCCGAUGCUCUGGCCGCCUGCGCGUCGCAGUCAUGCUUGGCGCACCUAGGCAACUUAAUAAACGCAGGAGCCGCACCGGAAUCUGUCUAUUCGUCGCUCUCUCUAGUACCAGCUCCCGAAGAUGGCAUCGUGGAUUCGGUGGCCUCAUUCAUUGAUCGAGUUCCACUUCACGGCCUACUACCAGUCUCAUCAAUGGUCCAGUCCUACUGUAAUGGCCAUCCGGAGUGCGGAAGGAAUCCAUCGGUGCAGCGCAUCAUACAAAGCAUCGUGGCGAAGCUUCCAGCUGGCUGUCGAGUUGGAGAGCGAUUCGACGAAAUCGAAAAGACUGUUAUUAUUCUAAAAUCUGUUGGGAAUAUUGCCAACGAACAGCACUCGUUGCCGUCCAUACUGGCCUGUAUCGAUAAUCAGCAUAUCCCGAGAGAUGUGAAGCUUGCAGCGAUCAAUGCAUUACGCAGAAAACCGUGUAGUCAACAACGGAAUGAUAAAAUCAGUAAAUUGUAUCGCGAUCACAAGGAGGAUGUUGAAGUUCGAAUAGAAUCAUUUCGGCAGCUCAUGCAGUGUCCAAGCGAUGACAUAGUGCAAAAUAUCGUGGACGCUCUCCGUAAUGAGACUAUUAACCAAGUUGGCUCAUAUGUGUGGUCGUUUCUGAACACAAAACGGCGGUCAACAAAUCCAGGGUCUUACGAUCUUCAAAACGUACUAAAGCGCUUUCAUAUUCCUCAACGUUUUGACGUUGAUCCGCGACGCUUCUCGCGCUAUUACGAAUUUGGUUAUUUCGACAAAGAGCGAUCAUUUUUUGAAAAUGACCAGUUGUUCAAUGAGUAA